Molecule: messenger RNA, 2067 nt
Organism: Toxotes jaculatrix (banded archerfish)
Lineage: Eukaryota; Metazoa; Chordata; Actinopteri; Toxotidae
Gene: tm7sf2
Product: transmembrane 7 superfamily member 2
Exons: 11
Coding region: 237-1514 (425 amino acids)
Biological process (GO): sterol biosynthetic process
Cellular component (GO): endoplasmic reticulum membrane; nuclear inner membrane
Molecular function (GO): oxidoreductase activity, acting on the CH-CH group of donors, NAD or NADP as acceptor
Source: RefSeq, a predicted model, not a curated record
CGUAUAAAUACAGCUGACUGUCGCCACAUGAAGGGCUAGAUCGAUUGGCUGAGCCCUCUUCUCUCCACCCUCUUCUGAUGACCGGGGAGGGAUCUGAUUGGCUGAUACACAACUUAGUGCUGUGAGACGUCGUUCGGGGGGCGUUUCCGUCUGCAGCCAGCUGGAUGGAUGCGCAGAAGUCCCAUUAAUACCUACGGUCCCGUCUGCUGUUCCAUGUCACACACCGGAGACCAAUAAUGAGGCCGAGCAGUCAAACAUCCAAACACAGAUCCUCACAUGACACAGAGAGGGAAUUUGGAGGAACCCUCGGUGCCAUAUGCAUUCCCGUCUUUCUUCCGUUGACGGUGCUGUUCCUGAUCUGUGUGAGUCGAUCCCCUGAGGCCAGUGUUCUCCAGUGGCCCCCUCCCCUCCCCUCCACUGACCUGCUGUGGGACCCUCUGGCCCCCGUGCUUCUGCUGGGAUGGAUCUCUCUGCAUGCCCUGCUCUAUUCGAUGCCAUUAGGAAAGGUGUCUGAAGGAUUAGUGCUGAGGGAUGGAACACGCCUCAAAUAUCCCAUAAAUGGUUUUCAUGGCCUGUGCAUCAGCGGUUUGUUGCUGAUGCUGUUGCUGGGGCUCGGGGCUCCUCUCGGGUAUCUGUUUGAGCUGCUGUUGCCUCUGGCAGUGUGUGCAAUAGCAGUGUCAUUCCUGCUCUCCGUCUACCUCUACAUCCGCUCCUUUUGGGCUCCUUUCCAUGCGCUCGCUCUGGGGGGCAACACAGGAAAUCCUCUGUAUGACUUCUUCAUCGGACGGGAGUUAAAUCCUCGCAUUGGCAACUUUGACCUUAAAUAUUUCUGCGAGCUCAGACCGGGUCUGAUUGGCUGGGUGGUCAUAAACCUGGGCAUGCUGAUGAAAGAAGUGGAGCUUCGAGGUUCCCCCUCCCUCGCCAUGAUACUGGUCAACAGUUUCCAGCUGCUGUAUGUGGCGGAUGCUCUGUGGAACGAGGAGGCUGUUCUGACAACCAUGGACAUUGUGCAUGAUGGUUUUGGCUUCAUGCUGGUCUUUGGAGACCUGGCCUGGGUUCCCUUCACGUACAGCCUGCAGGCAGCCUUCCUGGUCGUGCAUCCGCAGGCCCUAAGUUCACUCGGAGCCGCAGCUAUAAUUACACUGAAUGGUAUUGGAUAUUAUAUUUUCAGAAAAUCCAACUCACAGAAGAACCAGUUCAGACGAGACCCCACACAUUCGAGUGUUGCAAGACUGGAGACCAUCGCCACAGCAACAGGGAAGCGGCUGCUGGUGUCCGGCUGGUGGGGUCUCGUUCGCCAUCCCAAUUACCUCGGGGAUCUCCUCAUGGCCCUGGCGUGGUCCCUGCCAUGUGGAUUCUCACAUCUGCUGCCUUACUUCUACGUCAUAUAUUUCACCGUGUUGCUGAUACACAGAGAGGCCCGCGAUGAGAGACAGUGCAGGGCCAAAUACGGACUAGCAUGGGACACCUACUGUCGACGCGUCCCCUACAGGAUCUUCCCUUACAUAUACUGAAAAAGAAAGCAGAUGGAUGGAACAGGACCAAAACUGUCGCACAAUAUCCUUGUGACUCCGCAAAUCCACACAAACCCAGCAAUAAGGUAAAAUGUAAAUGUAAACGUAACAACCGGUGCUGCUACUGGGAAUCUGCAGGGGGCUCACAGUUUUACUCAGCCUUCCUUUGUAAGGCUAUGGUCCCAUUACAAAAUGAUGGAUCGCUACUUAUAAUUCCUUGCAUUUUGACUUUGAAACCUCACAGCGAUCUGAUACACUAUAGGUAAAAUCAGUUUACAUGUCUCUUGCUCUGUGUUUCCGCAGCUCCAGUCAUCUUUUCUCAGAAAAAUUAGAUCUUUUCAAAAUGAGGGAAAAAAACUUAAUUAAAAACAUUAUUGUUUUACUCUUUUGACUUUUAACGAGAAAACAAACUGAAAAACAAAACAAAAUGGUUAACGUCAGUGCCUUUUUUUUUUAGCUAAAAGUCCUGGGUCAUAUCAUUUUAUCUUUUUUUUUUUACAGCGUCAUUUUGUAAAGUGUAUUGUUACCUGUGAAACACAUUUGAAAUAAACAA